Messenger RNA from Culex quinquefasciatus (southern house mosquito), 1183 nucleotides. RefSeq names its product protein obstructor-E. Gene Ontology annotation, molecular function: chitin binding. Gene Ontology annotation, cellular component: extracellular region. The transcript has 3 exons. Lineage: Eukaryota; Metazoa; Arthropoda; Insecta; Diptera; Culicidae. The coding region runs from base 266 to 946 and encodes 226 amino acids. The record is from RefSeq and is a predicted model, not a curated record.
CAUCGGACAUCGCGGUAGUGAUUUUGUGUUGUGGCGCGCAGCACGUUUUCAGUGUUACUAGAGCUGCUACCAGUCGCGCCAGCGUCGUUCAUUGUCGUCGUCGUCAUAGCCGUCGUUGUCGGCGUCGUGGUCUCGGUCUUGGUUGCGAAUUUCGCGAGGGACACAUUAGUGAUCGAACAGAGGUGAACCAAUUUGCACAGAAGCUGAGGAAGUUGGCAGAGAAUAGUGACUUAAACGCGCGAAGAGUGACUUAUUUUAAGCCAGGAUGAAGCGAUUUGCUGGAUUAAUCCUGAGCCUGGGACUUGCUGCACUUUGCAGUGCUGCCAGCAUUCCCCAGUGUCCGGAACCGUACGGAGAGCAAGCCUACCUGCAUCCCGACCACUGUGACCAGUUCUUCCUCUGCACGAACGGAACGUUGACGCUGGAAACGUGCGAAAAUGGUCUGCUGUUUGACGGCAAGGGUGCCGUCCAUAACCACUGCAACUACAAUUGGGCCGUCGAUUGCGGUGCGCGUAAGUUCGCCACCGACCAAACUCCUCUCUCGACUCCGGCCUGCGAGUACCAGUUCGGAAUCUACCCCGAUAGCCACACUUGCUCGACCACGUACCUGAAGUGCGCGUACGGUGAACCACACCAGGAGCAUUGCGAUGCCGGACUCGUCUACGAUCACCGUAUCCACGGAUGCCAGUGGCCCGACCAGACCUUAGAAAACUGCAACCCAGAGGCCGUGAUUGGAUUCAAGUGCCCGACCUCCGUCCCGGAGAACUCGAUCAACCACCGUUUCUGGCCGUACCCAAGAUACCCCGUGCCCGGAGAUUGCCACCGUCUGAUCACUUGCGUCGAUAACCACCCACGUUUGAUCACCUGCGGAGACGGAAAAGUGUUCAACGAAGAAUCGCUUACCUGUGAAGAUCCGGAAGAUGCCCCCUAUGCCUGCAGACACUAAACCGUUUCUCAUUUUCUCGAUAUGUUUAAUUUUUCUCCUUGAGAUAUUUAUUUUUGUUUUGUACAAUGACAAAUUCUAUACUGUUUCCAGUUCAUGCAGUUGAUGUCGAAUUUAACUUUUCAAUCUUUGAUCCUAAGUAGAAAAUCUUUCAGUUUGUUACCACACCGUCAGUUCCAGAGUUGUUUAAAUUUUAUGUACAAUGUUUAAUUUCAAUAAAUAAACCGGAAUAUUAUCCAA